This is a messenger RNA of Spodoptera exigua (beet armyworm), 11583 nucleotides long. Lineage: Eukaryota; Metazoa; Arthropoda; Insecta; Lepidoptera; Noctuidae. The record is from the annotation of a GenBank genome assembly.
AUGGUCGAAUUGUCUACGCCACGCUCGCUCAGUCGUUUAGAGUACAAUAAUACAGUCGAGUCGCGUCCGCGGGUCCGGUCCUUCAGCCAGGAGCGGCCGCGCCGCCGCCGGCCCAGCGCCACCUCGCUAGACCUCCAGUCAGAGACAGUCUACCACACUGCCACUAUACACAGAGCUCAUUCUCUAAGCAAGAUGGCGGCUCUAUCACUGAAGAUAUCCAUCGAGGGUGGAAAGGUCGUGAAGACCAUACAGUUCGACCCCUCCACCACUGUGUACGAUGCCUGCCGCAUCAUCAGAGAGAAGAUUCUAGAAGCCAGCAGUGGGGAUCCAAAAGAAUACGGCCUCUUCUUGGCGUCAGAAGAGGACAACAAGAAAGGUAUAUGGCUUGAAGCCUCCAGAAGUCUGGACUACUACAUGCUGAGGAAUGGCGACCUUCUGGAGUAUAACAAGAAGACCAGAAACUUGAGAGUGCGCAUGUUAGACGGCACUGUGAAGACUCUCCUGGUGGACGACAGCCAAGUAGUGGCCAACCUGAUGGUGGUCAUCUGCACCAAGAUCGGCAUCACCAACUACGACGAGUACGGACUGGUAAGAGAAGAACAGAAAGAAGAGGUGGAUCCGUGUGAGAAGCCAAACUUCGGCACGCUGACCCUCAAGCGUAAACACCAGGAGAAGGAACGAGAUGCCAAGAUGGAACAGCUGAGGAAGAAGCUCAGGACUGAUGAUGAAGUGAACUGGGUGGAGCCAUCAAAGACGCUCCGCGAGCAAGGUAUAGACGUGACAGAGACGCUGCUCCUCCGGCGCAAGCUGUUCUUCUCCGACCGCAACGUGGACUCCCGCGACCCCGUGCAGCUCAACCUGCUCUACGUGCAGGCCAGGGAUGCCAUCCUGGAUGGGACCCAUCCUGUUACUAUGGAUAAAGCUUGCGAGUUCGCGGGCAUCCAAUGUCAGAUACAGUUCGGAGACCACAGGGAGGACAAACAUACGCCUGGAUUUUUAGACUUGAAGGAGUUCCUACCAGCCUCAUAUGUGAAGGUGAAGGGAAUUGAGAAGAAGAUCUUCAAGGAACACAAGAAACACGUCGGCCUCAGCGAGCUCGACGCCAAGGUCUUGUACACCAAAAGCGCAAGAGACCUCAAGACCUAUGGAGUUGCUUUCUUCUUGGUCAAGGAAAAAAUGAAAGGCAAGAACAAGCUCGUGCCUCGUCUACUGGGCGUGACGAAAGACUCGGUGCUGCGCUUAGACGAGAAGACCAAGGAGAUCUUGCAGACCUGGCCGCUGACCACCGUGCGACGAUGGUGUGCCAGCCCCAACACAUUCACUCUGGACUUUGGAGACUACAGCGACCAGUACUACAGCGUGCAAACUACUGAAGCGGAGCAGAUCCUGCAAGUGAUAGCUGGAUACAUCGACAUCAUCGUACGCAAGCAACGCGCCAAGGACCACCUCGGUAUCGAGGGGGAUGAAGGGUCCGCCAUGCUGGAGGACUCCGUCUCGCCUUCUAAGGCCAACAUAAUCCAACACGACACUUUCAAAUCUGGCAAAGUGAACACGGAGUCCGUUGCCAAACCCGCCGUGCACCGCCCCGGAGCUGAAGGAGCGAAGCCAUUUGCCGUGAACCACAUGACGGGAGCCCAGCAGACCACGGUCUCCGGGCAGAUCAUUACUGGACACACCCCGCCCGCUGCGUCACAGGUCCAACAGACGCGCGUGACGUCGAUCCUGUCGGAGCCCCAGCGAGCUCUGCUGUCCACCAUCUCCAGCGGAGUCGAGAUCAUCAAGCACACAGAGGAGGGACUCACCAGGGCGACGCUCCCAGCGCUGGGCCAGGACGCGGCGUCCGUGAAGUGGAAACAGGUGACGAUGGAUACCAACAAGCAGGUUGUUACAUCACAGAUCGCCGCCAUGAAUGCCGCCACCGCACAGGUCGUCACGCUCACCUCAGGUACGGAGGAAGUAGACCACACUGCUGUAGGCGCAGCCAUCACUACUAUCACCACCAACCUCCCAGAGAUGACGAAGGGAGUGCAGAUGAUCGCCGCGCUCAUGGAUGACGGGGACCACGGAGACAAACUCUUGGAUGCCACAAGGAAACUGUGUACAGCAUUUACUGACUUGCUGAAGGCUGCUGAACCUGAAACUAAAGAGCCACGCCAGAACCUUCUGAACGCCGCCUCCCGCGUCGGCGAGGCAUCCACCACAGUCCUCUACACCAUCGGAGAGGAAACCGAAGAAGACAAGGAAACCCAGGUAAUUGACCCAGACCCUAAGAGAAACCCUAAGAAAUCCUACCUCUAUCGCAAACUCAACUAUUGUUACGACAAUUUCUAUAAAGUCUUCUUCGGUAAAGAUAAGGAUGAUAGCUACGAUACAGAUUUUGAAAAUAUCGACAUUGGGACCGGCCACAAGGAUGUUGUGGACGAUGGCAUCUAUGAGGAUGUAGACACUACCCGCAGCUGGGGGCUCGAUGUCAUACAGGAAGAGUCCGAUAGUGACUACUACAGAAGCAUAGACUACUGUAACAUGAUCUUUAAAAACAGACUAGACAAAAACAAACAAGAUAAUAUUAAUGGAGAUUUCGAAUCCAUAGUACAAAACUGCGAAGGCUACUUAGACAGCACAAAUAGUCCCAAGUUGUACCCAAAAACUAUCUACGAUAAAAUUUACAAUUUCAAAAAAGAUUUCUCCAACCACGAUUACGCUAACGUCAAUUUCGAUAAGAACAAUAUCGAUAAAAAUAACAUCGAUAAAGCUAACAUUAAUAUCGAUAAGUCAAACUUGAAUAUCGAUAAGUCUCACUACGAAAACGUAGAUUUUAACAGACGUACUAAAAACGAUAUACUUCGCGAACAAUUCUUUCGGACAGACAAUAUCGAUAAGAAUGAUAUUAAUGAUAAAUUUAAUCGAUAUAACGGGAAAAAGAUCGAGUGUCAUAGUAUAGUUAACGAUGUAACGAAAUCAGGUCCGGACGUGAAAGUUUCAGGCGCUUUGAACAUGAAACUACUAAACUUAGACAAAUACAACCGCGUUCUAACGACAACAGAAACAUUUAUGGAGACAGCGGACGCAAGUUUUACAAAAAAUCAAAUAUCCAAACUCAGACACGAUGGCUUCGAGAACUUCGUUAAAAAGAGCGAGAGAUACUACACGACAGAGACGGGGGAUAGACAGACAGACAUAUUAAACAACGGUGAACAGAAAAAACCUAAAACUGAGAUCCGUAUUUUCUAUAAUCCGACAUUUAGGUGUACGGGGGAAAAUUUGAAAGGUUUUUAUGUUAGUAUAGACCAUAAGUGCACUAUCAUUCUAAAAGAGAAUCUUGUUUUCUAUGCUACAAACAGUGGUAUGGUUUCUCUGCACCCCAGUGUACGGUUGUGGCCAUACCCUCACUGCCAGGACAUCCUCCUAUCCUUGGCAAAGGCAGUGGCCAACACCACAGCCGCGUUGGUGCUGAAGGCAAAGAAUGUAGCCGCGCAGUGCAGGGAGGACCAGCCCUUGCAGAACUCCAUCAUUGCGGCAGCUACGCAUUGCGCGCUGGCUACUAGUCAGCUAGUUGCAUGUGCUAAGGUGGUAGCUCCAACCCUGCAGAACCCGCAAUGUCGGUCGCAGCUGUCCCACGCAGCGCGUCAGGUGGCCAGCGCAGUGCAGCGCCUGCUGGACGCUUGCAGCGGGGCUCCGCCCCCGGCGGCCCCCGCCGUCGAGUCUCUCACCGCCGCCGCGCAUAACGUCACCCAGGAGUUGGAGAGGCUGUUGGCGCAUUGUGAACUAGAGCGUCGCGUGACGGGGACAGUGUCGGAGCGUUCCGUGGAGAGCGUGAUGUGUGCGAGCGAGCGCGUGGUGGCGGCGGCGGAGGCCGGGGACAUGGUGCGCCACGCCAGGCUGCUGGGGCAGGCCACCGCGCAUCUCAUCACCACCAUCAAGACGGAGGCGGAGAAGCAGCCGUCGGAAGGUCAGCGCAAGUUGCUGGCGGCGGCCAAGUUGCUGGCCGACGCCACCGCGCGCAUGGUCGAGGCCGCCAGGCAGUGCGCCUCCGAGCCACAGGACCGAGAGAAGCAAGAAGCUCUCCGCAAGGCGGCGGAGGAGUUGCGCUACAUCACUGUGGACUACGCGCAGGGACAGGACAUCGUCGGAUCACAGGUCGCGCGCUUACAGGAGAGCGCCCGCCAAGCCGCUUCAAGCGCGACCCAGUUAAUAACAUCAGCCCACAACGCCACGCAGUACAACACCAACAAGUAUACACAGGAAACGUUGAUAGAAGAAUGCAAGUCGCUAAACGAGCAGAUCCCCCGCGUGGUGGACGCCGUGAAGGUGUCCAGCCUGCGCCCCGCCGACCCCGCCGCCCAGCUCGACCUCAUCUCCGCAUCCGAGGCCUUCCUACAGCCGAGUGGGCACGUGAUAGCGGCGUCCCGCGGCGCGCUCCCAACAGUGGGCGACGGGCCCACGGCCAAACACCUCGCCGACACCACGCACUCCUUCACCACCAGCGCUGCUGACCUACGGUCAGCAGUGGGUCGCGCGCGUAUAUCCUGCAAGGGCCUGGAGCUGGAUGCUGCAGCUGAGAUCAUAAAGUCGCUGCAGGCAGAGCUUGACGAGCUGGAGGAGGCUGCCAGGGCGUUGGAACUCAGGCCUCUACCCUCGCAGACGGCGGAGUGGGCGUCGUCUUUGCUGCAGACGUCGUCUCGUCAGACAGCGGCGAGCACGGCGGCGCUGGUGUCGGGCGCGCGGCGCGGCGAGCAGGCCAGCUGCGCGCGCGCCGCCGGCGACAUGGCGCAGGCGCUGCGAGACUUCAGCGCCGCCAUACGCGCCGUCGCCGCGCUGCAACACGACGCCCAGCGCACGCAACAAGUGAUAACGUCAGGUCGCCAAGUCCUGUACUCGUCGCAGACUCUAGUGGAACACGUGAAGCGAUGCCUCACUACCUCCGAAACUGUGGACACCGCCUCCAUCAUGUCCAUCGCUAAGGAUAUCUCACAGGGUCUGGAGGCAACCCUGGAAGCGGUACCAUCACACACGGAGCUGGACGUGGCCAUGGAGAACAUCAACGAGACCCUCAACAUACUCAACAUGGGAGAGUUCCCGCCCUCCGACAAGAGCUAUGGCGAGCUUCAGUCGGAGCUGAACGCGGCGGCGGUGGGGCUGAGCAGCGCGGCGUCGGACGUGGCGCAGAGCGUGGACAGCCCCCCCGCGCUGGCCGCCUCGGGCGCCGCCUUCGGGGGGGCCUUCAACCGCCUCCUCGGGGUCAGCAUGGAGAUGGCCGGACACACUGAGGAUCGCGACACACAGACUCUGAUGGUCAGUUCUAUGAAGAGCGUGACCGUCAACUCAUCUAAGCUGCUCGGUACUGCCAAGUCUGUCAGCCAGGACCUGACUCGUCCCAACGCCAAGAACCAGCUAGCAGCGGCCGCCCGAGCCGUCACCGAGAGCAUCAACCGAUUGGUGGACGUGUGCACGGAGGCGGCGCCGGGCCAGAAGGAGUGCAGCGCGGCCAUCCGCAGCAUCCGCAGCACGGCUGCGCUGCUCGCCGCCGCCGACCAGCCUCUCUCCGAGCUCGGCUACUUCGCCUGCCUCGACGCCGUCGUCGACCACAGCAAGUCGCUCAGCGAGGGUAUGUCCCUGAUGGCGAGCUCGGUGAAGCGCAGCGAGGCGGAGCAGUUCAGCCGCGCCGUGGGCACCGUCGCCACCGCCGUGCAGGGGCUCGUCGAGUGCACUGCGCAGGCUGCAUACCUGGUGGCAGUAUCAGAUGAGACCAGCGUGGCCGGCAGACCAGGUCUAGUAGACCAGGCUCAGUUUGCCCGCGCCGCAGUGGCCAUAGAACAGGCCUGUCGCGCACUCUGCGAUUCUUCCAGCAACCAGCAACAGGUCCUGUCUGCGGCGACGGUGAUAGCGAAGCACACGAGCGCGCUGUGCAACGCGUGUCGCGUGGCGUCGGGGCGCACGGGCGACGCGCGCGACAAGCGACACUUCGUGCAGGCCGCCAAGGACGUCGCCAACUCCACCGCCGCGCUCGUCAAGGACAUCAAGGCGCUCGACACCGACUACAGCCAGGAAAACCGUGCCCGUUGCGCGGCGUCGACGGGUCCCCUGCAGGACGCAGUGCGCAGCCUGUGUCAGUUCGUAGACAGUCCCGAGUUCGCGUCCAUUCCCGCCAAGAUAUCGCCACAAGCUAGGAACAACCAGGAAGCUAUAUUGGAGUGUGGCAGGAACAUAAUCUCAGGGUCGUGUUCGAUGCUGGAGUCGGCCCGGCUGCUGGGCGUGUCCCCGGGCGAGCGCUCGCACUGGCAGCAACUGGCGCAGCACAGCAAGACUGUCUCCGACAGCAUCAAGGGGCUCGUCGCCAACAUCAAAGAGAAGGCGCCAGGUCAGCGAGAAUGCCUUGCGGCGCUGGAGACCCUCAACCGACAGCUGCGGGAACUGGACCAGGCUGCCAUGCAGGCUGUUGGCCAGGAACUACUGCCCAGGAAGAAUAAUACGCUGCAAGGUUACACGGAACAGAUGGAAAACAGCGCGACAGAAAUGCUGGAGCGCCUCGAGCCCCUGCGGGUCGCUGCCAAUGGAGAAGCUGAGAACCUUGGACACGCCGUCGUACAGCUGGUAUCGUACGCGGAGCCACUAGUGACGGGCGCGGUGGGGGCGAGCUCGAACCUGUCGCAGUCGGAGACGCAGGCCGCGCUGCUGGAGCACGCGCGGACCGUGCUCGAGACGCUCGCGCUGCUCAUGCACGACGCGCGCGCCGCCGCGGGGAACCCACGGGCGGUAUCAGCGCACAGCAAGGUGGAGUCGCAGGUGUCCCAGUGCCGGGCUGCGCUGGGCGAGCUGCAGGCGCAGGUCCGCGAGCUGAGCGCGGCGCGCGGGGCCGUCGGACCCUUGCUCGACUCCAUGCAGCGAGCCAUCGCCAGGCUCACCGACCACAGAAUGUCUCUGAUCGGUUCUUACGAUGAGUCGGACUCGUUCGUGGACUACCAGACGAGGAUGGUGGGCGCCGCCAAGGAGAUCGCCAGGCUCGCCACUGACAUGACGGCGAAGUCAGCGACAGACGCGAGCCGGCUGGUGCAGCUUGGCAACGAGAUGUGCCAAAAGUACGAACAGCUCGCGCAGGACAGCGUCGGCGCCUCCGCCACCACGCCCAACUCCGACAUCGCUAACAGGAUCCGCGUGGCAGUAGUGGAACUAGGUGAAGGAGUGUCAGAGCUGAUCAAGGCAGGCGGCCAUUGUCGCCUGUCUGCCAUCCCACAGAACCAGCGCGCCGUCGCCGAUAGCGCCAAGAUUGUCAACGAGAAGGUGAUAGCAGUACUAAGCGCGCUGCAGGCGGGGUCCCGCGGCACGCAGGCCUGCAUCGACGCGGCCGCCACCAUCGCCGCCAUCAUCGGGGACCUCGACACCACCAUACUCUUCGCCAGCGCGGGCACUCUCCACUCAGAAAAGGAAUCGGACACAUUCUCCGAUCACCGGGAGAAUAUCCUCAAGACUGCAAAGACUCUAGUGGAAGAUACGAAGACCCUCGUCGGAGGAGCAGCCGGGACUCAGGAACAACUCGCCUCUGCAGCGCAGAGCGCCGUCAGUACUAUCGUGCAACUAUGCGAGGUGGUGAAGCUGGGCGCGAUGUCGCUGGGCAGCCGCAACCCGGAGCCGCAGGUGCUGCUGCUGCACGCGGCGCGCGACGUCGCGGCCGCGCUACGCGACCUCGCCGCCGCCACCACCGCCGCCUCCGGCAAGCACGUCGCGCAUCCUGACAUGCAUCGACUCAAGCACGCCGCCAAGGUUAUGGUGACGAACGUAACGUCACUGCUGAAGACCGUGAAAGCGGUGGAGGAUGAGCAUACACGGGGCACCAGGGCCCUGGAGUCUACCAUCGAGGCUAUCUCGCAGGAGAUUGAGGUUUGUGGAGUGUUAAUGUCAUCGACUCCCCCGAAAUCGACAGCGACCCCUGAAGAGUUGAUCCGCUGCACGCGGCAGAUGACGGUGGCGACGGCGCGCGCCGUGUCCGCCGGGAACGCCAACAAGCAGGACCAGCUCACUGCCGCCGCCAACCUUGGCAGGAAGACUGUCGUCGACCUACUCGUUGUCUGCAAGGGCGCAGCGCACGCGGCAGAGACGGAAGAGCUGCGCACGCGCACGCUGGAAGCUGGGCGGGCCGCUGCGCAGGCGUACCGCGCGCUGCUGCAGGGCGUGCUGGCCGCCUGCGGGGGCGACGCCGCCGCGCGACACCAUCUGCCCGACCUGUCGCGCCACGUCGCGCACGCCACCGCGGACAUCAUCGCCACCGCAGAGCUGCUUAAAGGUUCAGAUUGGGUAGACCCGGACGACCCCACAGUGAUAGCUGAGAACGAGCUACUCGGCGCCGCAGCCUCCAUCGACGCAGCCGCCAAGAAACUGGAGUCAUUGCGACCCAGAAAGAGCGUUAAAGUACAGGAGGCGGAUGAGAGCCUGAACUUCGACGAGAUGAUCCUGGAAGCUGCCAAGUCCAUCAUCACGGCCACUUCAGCACUCGUACGCGCUGCUUCAGCUGCGCAGAGAGAACUUAUUGAUCAGGGCAAGGUAGCCCGGCGGCCCACGUCGUCGUCGGACGACGGGCAGUGGUCGGAGGGACUGAUCAGCGCGGCGCGGCUGGUGGCGGCCGCGGCGCACUCCCUGGUGGAGGCCGCCAACGCCCUCGUCCAGGGCGCAGGCUCCGAGGAGAGGCUCAUCUCCAGCGCCAGGCAGGUCGCGUCCUCCACCGCGCAGCUACUGGUCGCAUGCAAGGUGAAAGCCGACCCCUCAUCGGAAUCAACUCGUCGCCUGCAAGCGGCCGGCGCUGAAGUGAUCCGGUCGACGGACAACCUCGUCCGGGCAGCCAGGGAUGCCAUACAUACUGAGGAUGAGAGGAGUCUUGUCCUCAACCGACGUAUGGUCGGAGGUAUCGCACAGGAGAUUGAUGCCAGAUCCGAAGUUCUUCGCAUAGAGAAGGAGUUGGAAGAGGCCCGAGGGCGUUUGACCGCCAUCCGGCAGGCCAAGUACAAGCUGCGCGCUGGAGAGACCUCGGGGGAGGACACCGAUACAGACGUACAGCUGGGGUACACCAGCGAUACUGCACCACACAGAUUCAAGACUCCAAACAGCAGUUUCGCGAACACGACGUACAGUCCAAACAGCACGUAUUCCCCCCACACGACACAGACACUGAACACGACCAACAUUAGCUCCCACAUCACUCAGCUGAACCACUCCAUCCAUGGUACUCCAGCCAAGAGCCCUGUCUCCCCUAGCUACUACUCCACUCCAAAGAGCCCCACGGUACCAGCUCGACCUGACCAGUAUACCCAGAGCUUCAACCAGGAGAAGCAGUACACAGUUCAAAGUCCAUCUUUCUCCAGCUUCAGACCCGCUGAGGAACCCAAACAGAAUUAUGAAGGAUUUACUACACGCUACGAGACCCGACUGUACGACACCCCGCGCCCCCUACACGAGACCACAACGGAACGCCAGGAAACCCUAUACGACUACAAAGAACAUAAAUACGGCUAUGAACCCCCCAAAACCCCACUCAGCCCCAAAUUCAACGCUAGAGAACUCAAGUUCGAUGACAAGGAACCCAUAUACUCCACCCUCAAGAAACCCUUCGAUGGAGUCGGACAAACAUUCUCUGAACACCAGAAAUCUUCGGAAGCUAUUCCCGGAGGUGUAAAGCACUCUGAAUUCAAAGUCCACAGCGAGUCCUACCAGUCAUACCCCAAAACUGAGUACAGUAAGACCGAAUUCCGUGAAGAAGUCAAGUCUCCUUUCGCGUCUACGCCCAAAUUUGAUCGUUCUACUGAACUGGUGAAGGCCGCUACACCAGACUACGAUAGAAUCGCCUCGCCAUACAAAGAAAGCGCUAGUUACGGGGGCCCCAACUAUAUGGAGGAAACCACAACAGAAGUUAAAGAAAUACCAAAUGGUACGCAGAAAAUUACAACCACAAAAAUAUACAGUUCUUCCCCUGUUAACCUGACUACGACCAACACCAAAUAUGAACCGAUAAGGCUCGAUGGCAUCGAUGAACUGUCCAAAUCAUUCGACAACGACUCCAAAUACAGCACUCUAGACUCUCGCUUCAACACCUUAGAGUCGAAAAUGAGUUCGGACACCAGCCGCUCCUUCAUGAGACCCUCAGAAUUCCAAUCCUCAGAUUAUCAGUCGACCACUAAUGUAACUAAAGUGAAAAAACCUUCGGAACUUGCUAAGGAGAUUGAUUCACUAGACAAGAAGUUCUCGAAGCAGACAAUUACGUCAGAGACGAUCGAAAGGAAGUCUGUGAUGACCAGCUCACACAAAUCGGAGUCAUCGUCGACCAUCACCAAGAAAUUUGGCAACUUCUAAGCGUAGUGUUGGUGUCGACUGGAGAAAUGUCCUGAAAAUAUUUAAGGAUACCAAGUAAAUUAUAAUAAUUAUAUAUUACAUUAUGUGUCGCUAGCAAAAAGCUAAAUGGAUUGUCAGUUGGAUUUUUUAUUUAUUUAAUUGUGUCAUAUACGUGCCUUAUGUAAUUCGCAGCUUGAAUAUAUACUUAAUACAGAACUCAGACUUUGUAUAUAGGUGUCUGGGUUCGAUGCUCGCCUCGUGUAUAUUGUAUACCCGUAGUAUAGAUGCCCGCGAAAGCGAUUCGUCCACUGAAGGUAACAUAACACCAAUUCUAGUAGUUUUAUAUAUAUACAUUAUAUACUUAUAAAUAUUUAGAGAUAGGUAUAGUGUAUAUUUUAUAAUAAUUGUAGAUUUUAAUGCCGGUUCAACGUUUUAACAUGAUUUUUGGAAGAUUUGUCUUAUAUUAAAACAUGUAAUUACCACAAUAUAUAAUUGUAAGUGACAUAGGAAGCCAUAUUUUAUUAUAUUUACUAUGUAAUAAUGCGUAGGACCACGAGCGUAAGUUCGUGUCAGGCUAAACCGUGUCUUAUUAAUUAUAAUAAUAAUUAUUAUUACUAUUUAAAUCUAUAUUCUUAUUCUUAAGGCGUCGUUUCAAACGCUCAAAGUUGAACAAAAUAUAAAUUCUCAAAUAUUACCUACAUGUUGAAUUUUAUCAAGAAAUUCGACAUUCUAGGAAUAUAAAAGUUUUUAUUGAUACGAACAAAACGAACCUGGUUUCAGUUUUAAGAAAUCAGGUGUACCUACAUGAAAUUUUAAUUGUUUACAGUUUAGCCUAGUUAUUUUGUAUGUAGAUAAGAAUAGAAUUAAUACAGAGACUAUGCAUUAUUUGUCUACUAAGCCGAGCAAUGGUAAUAAAAGAUAUAGCUAGACUACUAUCUUCAUAUUUAGAAAAUCUUUAUUUUCUUAACUCUAUACCGAAUAACUGCAGACUGACUAACUUUGAGCGCUUGAAACAACGAAAAAUAAACUUGUAGAACUCUAUAAUAAUAUAUUAAUGUUACUAUAAUUAUGUAAUAACUAAUUUUGAUACUAUAUACUAAGUCUUUGAGUACAUAAAUAAUAAAAUUCUCUCGUAAAACCAAAUGUAACUAAUAUUGUUAUUUUAAAACGCUUUGGAAUCGUUUGUUUAGUGUAUUUAAUGUUAUUUUGUUGCGGUAGCUAGAGUAAGCAUGUAUGGCUCGUAUCGGUGUAAUAAACAUGUAACUAAUA